Liolophura sinensis is the source of this 930-nucleotide messenger RNA. RefSeq names its product deoxynucleoside triphosphate triphosphohydrolase SAMHD1-like. Gene Ontology annotation, cellular component: nucleus. Gene Ontology annotation, biological process: dGTP catabolic process. The record is from RefSeq and is a predicted model, not a curated record. Gene Ontology annotation, molecular function: dGTPase activity. Lineage: Eukaryota; Metazoa; Mollusca; Polyplacophora; Chitonida; Chitonidae. The transcript has 9 exons.
AUGGCUACUGGCGGGCAAGUUGCCCCUGAAGGUGACAGUGGGGCCACUUCGACACGGUACAAGGUUGUCAACGACCCAAUCCAUGGACACAUUGAGCUUCAUCCAUUGUGCGUGAAGGUGAUCGACACUCCAGAGUUCCAGCGAUUACGAAACAUCAAGCAACUUGAAGGAUGUUACAUGGUGUACCCAGGAGCAGCACACAACCGAUUUGAACACAGCAUUGGAACAUGAUUCCUGGCGGGCGAGCUGGCCAGGACGCUUCAGCAAAAGCAACCAGAACGGGGUAUCGAAGCCAAAGAUAUUAUUUGUGUAGAAAUAGCUGGGCUGUGUCAUGAUCUAGGGCACGGGCCUUUCUCUCAUCUCUUUGAUCAGUCGCUCAUACCUAGAGUGCAUGAGAAGAGAGGGCUAAAGCGAAAAUGGAAACACGAGGAUGCCUCAAAGAAGAUGUUUGAUCAUCUUAUAGAAAGCAAUGAUUUGCUGGGAGAGUUCAAAAAACAUCACCUGGAGGAGACGGACAUUUCGUUUAUUAAAGAGCUUAUUGAUGGGAAGUGUGGACAGGCCUUGCGAGAGACUGGAAGAGAAGGGAAGAAAUUUCUAUAUGAGAUUGUGGCUAACAAGCGCAAUGGCAUUGACGUGGAUAAGUGGGAUUACGUCGCUCGAGACUGUCACGGCCUGGGCAUUCGUAACAGUUUUGAGCAUGAACGACUGAUCAAGUUUGCAAGAGUCAUUGACGUAGGCGAAGAGCGGCAGAUAUGCUACAGAAAGGAGGAGGCAGCAAAUUUGCUUGAAAUGUUCCACACUCGCAUGCAUCUGUACCGGAGAGCUUAUCAACACCGCGUCACUCAACUCAUAGAGGAAAUGAUGACAGAUGCAUUGUUGUUGGCAGAUAACCACAUCAAAAUACCUGGAGAAAGGCGAGAUAUGUUCUAG